UGCUCACCAGUAAAAAACUAGUUAAUUAAGCGAGUCGCUAUGGCUUCAACCGACUCGCCGCUUCUAGAAGUUGCUGCCAGCAUCGGAGCCCUAAACAUCAAGUUCAUCGUGGACACCGGCUCUUCGGUAUCCAUCAUCCCAUCCUCUUUCAUUAAGGGAGCCCUGAUCCAACCCACUAACAUUUCCUUGUCAUCGGCAAAUGGACAGGAGAUCAAAUGUAAAGGUCAGACGAAGUUGGAAAUAAAAAUACCAAACCUACGACGCACAUUCAAACGGAUUUUCAUCAUUGCUGAAACUGUGAAGCCACUGCUGGGAAUAGAUUUUCUCAACAACUUUCAGCUGAUGGUUGACUGCGCGGCAAAGAAGAUUACUGACCCUAUGACAAAGCAGUCUGUAAACAUGACAACAUCAAGACGCGUGGGCAACAUACUGGUCAACGACGUAAAACUACCAAGAUCUGUGGAAGAAAUCCUCAAAACCUACCCAGAAUUAACAUCUCCACACACAAGACAGGACCGGAAGAACAGCAAGGUGUUCCACAGGAUCCACACUUUAAGCCAUCCACCAGUGUAUGCCAGCCAGCCCAAGACAACUGUCUCAAGAAAAACUGAAAAUUGCCACUCAAGAAUUCAAGAACCUCCAUGAAAAUGGGACCAUCUCAACAUCCACUAGUCCAUGGAGUUCACCUCUGCUCCUAGUGACAAAGGAAAAUGGGAAGGUAAGGUGCUGUGGUGAUUACCGCGCACUUAAUGCAAUAACGACACCUGAUAGGUACACUAUACCACAUUUGAGUUCCUUUGCUGCGAGACUGCACAAUAAAACUAGAUUUUCAAAAAUAGACUUAACAUCUGCUUUUCAUCAAAUUAG
Messenger RNA from Hyalella azteca, 867 nucleotides. RefSeq lists its product as uncharacterized. The record is from RefSeq and is a predicted model, not a curated record. Gene Ontology annotation, molecular function: aspartic-type endopeptidase activity. Gene Ontology annotation, biological process: proteolysis. Bases 40 to 645 code for a protein of 201 amino acids. The transcript has a single exon. NCBI's taxonomy places the organism in Eukaryota, Metazoa, Arthropoda, Malacostraca, Amphipoda, Hyalellidae.